GCCAAUCAGAUCAAGCAGGUGCUGACGGUUUGAGCGAGCAAAUGAGGAAGGAGGCCGAUGACGUUGGACCAUCAGCAAAGCUGGAGCACUGGAAGAGGCACAUGGUCACUUUUAACAGUCUGACGGAGGAGCUGAAGCGUCCUCAGGUGAAGAGGACUCUGGGGGGUUCUGCAGGUGACCAGGUCCUGGACGCUCCGGACCUGGAGAGAGCUGGACGGGGACAUCACUGUCAUGGCUGACGAGGCCAAGGACAACGUGAAGUAUCUCUACACCCUGGAAAAGUUCUUUGGACUGCUGGGGAAGUGCACACCGACCAGUAUCCUGGAGCACAUCCCCACUCUGAUGAGCAGUAUCAGGAUGAUCCACACUGUCUCUUGGUACUACAACACCUCAGAGAGGAUGACCUCUCUGCUGCUGAAGGUCACCAACCAGAUGAUCGCCAGCUGCAGGAGCUACCUGGCACAAGGCGUGGCCCCCAUCUGGGACCACAGCAGGCCGGUGCUGCUGCAGUGUAUCUCAGAAUGCUGCCAUCUGAACCUGGAGUACCACAGGAGCUUCCAUACCAUCAGAGACAAACUGAGCGAACAGCUUGCAGAUGGACACUUUGACUUCAGUGAGAACUACAUCUUUGGGAAGUUUGAAGCUUUCUGCAGGCGCCUGGAGAAGGUCGCGGAUGUGACGUCGACGCUGGAGAGUCUGGCUGCUCUGAAACACAUGAAGCGCCUGAAGAGACAGUUCUCCAUCUUCAACUGCACCGUGCCCUCCAACAGCUCUAUUGACAAGAGCUUUGGCACCAUGGCUCAGGGGUAUUUCUGCCCAAAGAGAGGCUUCCCCGCUGCCGUCUGUGGCAGGCUGUGA
Monopterus albus (swamp eel) is the source of this 858-nucleotide messenger RNA. Its product is annotated as dynein heavy chain 8, axonemal-like. The record is from RefSeq and is a predicted model, not a curated record. The coding region runs from base 232 to 858 and encodes 208 amino acids. Gene Ontology annotation, biological process: microtubule-based movement. Gene Ontology annotation, molecular function: dynein intermediate chain binding; dynein light intermediate chain binding. Lineage: Eukaryota; Metazoa; Chordata; Actinopteri; Synbranchiformes; Synbranchidae. Gene Ontology annotation, cellular component: axonemal dynein complex. The transcript is spliced from 7 exons.